Molecule: messenger RNA, 3584 nt
Organism: Sycon ciliatum
Lineage: Eukaryota; Metazoa; Porifera; Calcarea; Leucosolenida; Sycettidae
Product: double zinc ribbon and ankyrin repeat-containing protein 1-like
Exons: 22
Coding region: 906-3251 (781 amino acids)
Molecular function (GO): protein binding
Source: RefSeq, a predicted model, not a curated record
GCCCCAUCGCGUCAGUGUUGCAAAAAGCGGAUAGUGACUAGCAGAUCUACUUGGUCUAUUUUACCUCUGUCCUUUACUCUUUCAUUCGUUGAGCAGGCGGAAGGCCUGAGACCAAGGCCAAACUAUCCUGGCAAGGUUGGUGGUUGGCGCUGUGAGCUGAGUGACGCGAGCGUAGACCCACGACAACGACGUAGGCCGGAGAAGACUGAAGAGGGGGCUGCGGCGAUUCAGCUCACUGCCUGCUCAGCUAGCAGCAACAAUUUCCAGUGGUUUUGAAAAUAGAUUUCAGGAGGUGACGGUCACACACCCACCAACCCAUGCUGUCGAUCAAUGAAAGUGUCCUGUAGUGAGUAUCAAACGUGUACGCGUAGCCUCUUUCCAACAGCCUCUUAGCUGUGUGACUAUGCAUAUUAUGUGAAGUGAAAUAAGACAGUGUUGCUGUGUUACAGUACGGACUCGGUGAGUUCAUUGAUUUUGAGGCUCAGCCAGUUGUCUACCGCAUACACACGGUCUCGGUAUCAUCGUGUGUGACUGAUGCUAUUGAGUACUGCCGAGCUGAUUUCUCCACCCUUGCAGUUGCUCGUACAUGUAUCUCGAGACACAGUACUAGUAACGAUCGGCCACCAGUCGCUCCGACUCGACCGCGCUCGGUGUCGGCCUGAUCAAAGAAAGAGCGUGCAACGCUUUCUCUAUCACCACUCUCAACUCAAGUUCCUUUAUUCUGCGACGGGCUCCUCCUGGCAACAAGCUGGUUUGCUGAAAUAGUUGACGGGGUUGUUCGCCCUGCGUAAGGGAGUGUGCCAUUAUUGGUACAGUCCGAGUGACGACAGCCACUGAGGUUGGGAGUAGCGCGUAGGUUGUGAUCCGGGUAGCGGACAAACUGCUUCAGAACUGAACUCUGCAAGAUGGCGGCAGGGUCUGUUCUGCCCCCGACCAUUGUGCCUCUGCGCACACCGGAUCAGAACAGGCUAGGAAAGCAGUACAUCACGACCAACACACCAAUCGAGCUGAAAACGGUAACACCCGGGGCACAGAUCUAUUUCACAAUUGAUGGCACACGCCCGGAGCCUAAUCAACGCUUUGGCCAGAAGACCACAAUGCAGUACACGGGUCCCAUCUACCUCAGCACAGGCAAACAGAUGCUGAAGGCGAUUGCUGUUGAUAGGCAGGAAAGACAGAGCGCAACGGUGACGAAGACGUUCUUCGUGAGCUUCAGUGACGAUGAUGUUGAUGAUGGUGGCGAAGCCAAACAGGCCUCUUCUGCGAGAGCAUUAUCAAAGAGUGGUCCUCCUCUACAUUCAACAAGUGCAUCCUUGAUGGACCAGUUCCAGCAAACGACACGCUCCACGGGACUAGCUAGCAACAUGCUCUGCUCGCGCCCAUCAACCGGCGGAGCACACUUCUUGUCAGCACGGCUGGACAAGUCUCGGGCAUCAACGUCAGAUUCCACCUCACCAAAGGAGUUAAGGCCAGCAUCAGUCCAACGACCGCAGACUCCAGCAGAGGUGCAGCAACUUGGACAGGACACUGGCUACUUAAAGUGUGUGUACUGUUUUGCGCAACGCCCGGCCGACCCGUUCAGCCGAUUCUGCGGCGAGUGCGGCUCUCCCAUGCCAUCUGUACCACCUCGGCGCGCUAGUCCACCCGAGGCCGGAGAGCUUGGCAAGUGCCUCUACUGUCAUAGCAUGGUACCGCUGAAUGCGCCGCGGUGUAUGGUGUGCGACGCGCCCAUGCAGCCACAGCUGCAGCCUCAGGCCGCCAAGCGACUGCAGAGGCGAAUCAUCUGCGUCGGCUGCGGCAUGGCCAACCCACCGGAGAUGUCCGUGUGUGUUGCGUGUGAGAGCGAACUAACGGGAGUGCCGCGGGAGAUAACUAUUGAUGAAGUCAUACCAGAAGAGCUGUCGGGCCCCAAGAUAGCUCCUGUGUGCCAUUCAUGUGAUCGCCAGCUAGCACUUGACUCACGUUUCUGUGAUGGCUGCGGUGGCAAGGUAGUUGACCUGGCAAGCAGUGCUGUUGUGUGCAGUUUGUGUAACGCUUCUAACAGUGCACAGUAUCGCUGCUGCACCAGCUGUGGUGCUUCACUACGGCCAGACCAAGCAACUAAGCAUGACCCCGGUGCGUCUACAACAUCAGUGGACGGUGGGAAGAAGCGGACGAAGGACGGAAGCUGGCUGAUAGUUCCGCCACCGAAGCCGCCGGGCCAGUUAAAGACACAAGCCUGCCAGACCGAAGGUCUCUUCUUUCCCUCGGCUAAAGCCAUUGAAAACAUGAAGGGUUCCGAGGUGGAGAAGAUCAUGUCUCACCUGACGAUGCAGGAUCGUGCCACAAGGGAUCUCACUCAGACUAGCCCUGGGCGAGGUUACUGGCGGCAGCAGACUGAUCACAUCUGUGCACACAUCAAAGCAUACUCCCAGAAUUCACCAGACUUUCAAAGUGCCAUUGGUCAGCCACUUAUGGGACGUGUACUGGCUGCCACAGCCAGGCAAGAGGACCAUGAGUUGACACUCACAUUCACAUUCGACCUGAAAAGCUUGCCGGAAACUGGCAGCCGCAGCGUCAGUCGUAAUGGCACUUUCUCAACAUCUGCCAUGUCUCGGUCCGGUACUCCUCCGACAUCUCGGGUGUCGAGCAGCUCUGCACGGCCAGCAUCUGCAGGGGCUAGUUUAAGUGGUCUACUACUGGCAUCGUCCGGAUAUGAUCGCUUAACCGGGACAACGUCACAGUCUUCACAGAGCAUUGUCGGACGGUCAACUCGUUCAUUUUCGGUCGCAGCUGCACCGACAAGGAAAAAGGCGAAGACAACCACCAAGCUGCGGCAGUCGCCAGAAGACUGUCUCUUGCUUCGUGAACUGGCAGACCAGGAUGGCACAAAGGAUCGCGUGUUGCAGUUACUCAGGGAGGGUGCUAGUCCUAACUGCCGUGAUCGUCAAUCACUGCCCGCUCUGUCAGUGGCUGCUAGCAAUGGUCGCGCUGACUGCCUCUGUGCUCUGGUGGAUACUGGUGCCAAGAUCCAGCAACAGGAUGUCAAUGGCAACACAGCACUACAUGCAGCUAUAGUGAAGGGAAGCAACCAGACUGCUUGCGUCGAAGAACUUUUGAGAUGUGGUAUCAACCCCGACCUUCGCAACAAGCUUGGACAAACGGCAUAUGAUGUUGCCGUACACAAACACAUCCAGCCAUUGAUACGCUGCUUGGCUACUAACGUGGGCACCCAACUCCUGGCCCCACGAGCACGGACAAGAAACAAGUAGUCUAACAGUUACAGAAGACUCAUCAAGUUGACAUAAUCUUUUGCUCAGGACAUAAUCAUUAUUGCCUAUCAGGAGACUAAAACAAUCUUGAUGUAAAUAAAAUACAGGUCAUGUAGAGAAAUAUAAUCUCAAAUUUGGAGGAAGGCGACGUACAGUGUGUGUUCAGUUUGCGUCUUUUAGCUUUUAAACAUACUCGUUCUUUUCAGUAUGACUUGAAACGUCUUCAUAUUUUUCUUUCUUGUAGCUUCCAGUAUUUUGCAUUGAGAAGAACCAACUAUGUUGAUCGGAGAAACAUAAGUAAAGAGGACCUGCUGAGAGAAUAGCUCAAUUUGA